Botrytis sinoallii is the source of this 958-nucleotide messenger RNA. RefSeq lists its product as uncharacterized. The transcript is spliced from 3 exons. NCBI's taxonomy places the organism in Eukaryota, Fungi, Ascomycota, Leotiomycetes, Helotiales, Sclerotiniaceae. Gene Ontology annotation, biological process: eisosome assembly; protein localization to plasma membrane. Gene Ontology annotation, cellular component: plasma membrane; eisosome. Bases 131 to 646 code for a protein of 171 amino acids. The record is from RefSeq and is a predicted model, not a curated record.
CGCUUCCCUGCUAAACUUUGUGGAGCUUGACUAUAUAAUACACAGUGUAUUCAACCAAGUGGCCCUUAACCAAUUCAUAUCUAAAUAUCUUGAUACUCCAAUAUAAUUAGCACCCUACACACAAGCCAACAUGAUUGUCACUUUAGCACUCCGUGUUCUCCAGAUGCUGUUCGCAGCUGUUGUUCUAGCACUAUCUGCAAUCUUGAUUCAUGGUUAUGGUCCGGGUACUUCGUGGUCCCUUACAUCUUAUGGGUCUUUCUGUGGUGGAGCUGCUCUUAUAUUCGCUGCCAUUGGGGUUGCUGCUUGUUUCGUGGAAGCUUUGCAAGGCAUCAUAAUGCUUGCUCUUGAUGGCAUUGCAUCUUUCUUUCUCCUUGCUGGUGGAAUCGCAUAUGCCGUGACUAUCAAGGUCGGCAGCUGUUCUGAUUUGAAUUAUAUUCAAGACCAUCCCAAUCCAAUGUUCCCUGGUGGACACAAACAAUAUUCCGGUGAUGUUGUCAAAGCUGUGGAGGACGACCUCAAGGCUAGAUGCCAAGAAGUUCAAGCAAGCACGGCAUUCAUAUGGUUCACAGCGGCUUGUUUUGUUGGAACAACUGCUAUUCACUUCUUGAGCAGCAAACGUGGCGGCGGUGCUGCGAGCUACCCUUAGACUUCUCGAGGCGAAACAUGCGACACAGACGCAGAACUGGGGCACAUUCUAAUGAAGAACAUGAAGCUCUGGGAAUAUUCAUACGAACGGCUUUUUUUGUCUUUCGAACUUGGGUGUCGAUAUGUGUAUCGGGGUAUGCAACAGUGAUUUAUCUUCACAAACUAUUUUUGUUAACGGAGGGGUAAACCUCAUUCUUAUUAUCAAGUAAAUAAACAUUUUGCAAAUACAUUUUCUAAAAGUCAAUUAUUUCGAAUCAAGUUUCUAUAUUUGUUUCUAUCUCUUCUUAACAAAUCGAAUCCGUCUCAAUCUUUC